CCGCCGCCGCGGCUCCAGUGCGCCCCGAGCAGCCAGAGCGCGCGGUUACAAUGAGCUUCUCCACCGGUCCGACUGAGAGCCAGAACCGAGCCCCGAGCAGCAGACGCAGCGCCGCCCGCCCGCAGCACGAUGCCCGGGGGAAAGAGAGGGCUCGUGGCUCCGCAGAACACUUUCCUGGAGAACAUCGUGCGGAGAUCAAGCGAAACCAGCUUCCUCCUGGGGAACGCGCAGAUCGUGGAGUGGCCCGUAGUCUACAGCAAUGACGGCUUCUGCAAGCUGUCUGGCUUCCACCGGGCCGAGGUCAUGCAGAAGAGCAGCACCUGCAGCUUCAUGUACGGAGAGCUGACGGACAAGAAGAGCAUCGACAAAGUCCGACAGACGUUCGACGGCUACGAGUCCGACUGCUUCGAGAUCCUUCUGUACCGAAAGAACCGAAGUCCCGUGUGGUUCUACAUGCAAGUGGCUCCCAUCAGGAACGAGAACGACAAGGUGGUUCUGUUCCUCUGCACCUUUAAGGACAUCACCCUCUUCAAGCAGCCCAUCGAAGACGAGACCACCAAAGCCGGGUGGAGCAAGUUUGCCCGUCUGACGCGGGCGCUCACCAACAACCGCCACACGCUGCCCAAGCCGGCGCCCAUAGAGAAGCCUGAAGUCAGCCACAAGCCGUCCCGCCUGGCCGAGGUUUUGCAGCUGAAUUCCGACAUCCUCCCCCAGUACAAGCAGGAGGCCCCCAAGACGCCCCCCCACAUCAUCCUCCACUACUGCACCUUCAAGACCACCUGGGACUGGGUGAUCCUCAUCCUCACCUUCUACACGGCCAUCAUGGUGCCCUACAACGUCUCCUUCAAGACCAAGCAGAACAACAUCGUGUGGCUGGUGCUGGACAGCGUGGUGGACGUCAUCUUCCUGGUGGACAUCGUCCUCAACUUCCACACCACCUUCGUGGGGCCCGGCGGCGAGGUCAUCUCCGACCCCAAGCUCAUCCGCAUGAACUACCUGAAGACCUGGUUCGUCAUCGACCUGCUGUCCUGCCUCCCGUACGACAUCAUCAACGCCUUCGAGAACGUGGACGAGGGCAUGAGCAGUCUGUUCAGCUCCCUGAAGGUGGUGCGCCUACUGCGUCUGGGCCGCGUGGCCCGGAAGCUGGACCACUACCUGGAGUACGGCGCGGCGGUGCUGGUGCUGCUGGUGUGCGUCUUCGGGCUGGUGGCUCACUGGCUCGCCUGCAUCUGGUACAGCAUCGGAGACUACGAGGUCAUCGACGAGGCCACCAACACCAUCAACGUGGACAGCUGGCUCUACCACCUGGCCCUCAGCAUCGGCUCGCCGUACCGCUACAACGCCAGCGGCACGGGGCGGUGGGAGGGGGGCCCCGGCAAGGACUCCCUGUACAUCACCUCGCUGUAUUUCACCAUGACCAGCCUGACCACCAUCGGCUUCGGCAACAUCGCCCCCUCCAGCGACGGCGAGAAGAUCUUCUCCGUGGCCAUGAUGAUGGUGGGAUCUCUGCUCUACGCCACCAUCUUUGGGAACGUGACCACCAUCUUCCAGCAGAUGUACGCCAACACCAACCGCUACCACGAGAUGCUCAACAACGUGCGGGACUUCCUGAAGCUCUACCAGGUCCCCAAGGGGCUCAGCGAGAGGGUGAUGGACUACAUCGUCUCCACCUGGUCCAUGUCCAAAGGCAUCGACACGGAGAAGGUCUUGUCCAUCUGUCCCAAAGACAUGCGCGCCGACAUCUGCGUCCACCUCAACAGGAAGGUCUUCAACGAGCAUCCCGCCUUCCGGCUGGCCAGCGACGGCUGCCUGCGCUCGCUGGCCGUGGAGUUCCAGACCACCCACUGCGCCCCCGGCGACCUCAUCUUCCACGCCGGCGAGAGCGUGGACACGCUGUGCUUCGUCGUGUCGGGGUCACUGGAGGUCAUCCAGGACGACGAGGUCAUCGCCAUCUUAGGUAAAGGAGACGUGUUCGGAGACGUCUUCUGGAAGGAGACGGCCCUGGCGCAUGCGUGCGCCAACGUCCGAGCGCUGACCUACUGCGACCUGCACGUCAUCAAGAGGGAGGCCUUGCUCAAGGUGCUGGAGUUUUACACCGCCUUCGCCAACUCCUUCUCCCGCAACCUCAUCCUCACCUGCAACCUGCGCAAGCGGAUCAUUUUCCGCAAGAUCAGCGAGGUGAAGAAGGAGGAGGAGGAGCGGCAGCGGGCGAAGAACGAGGUGCAGCUCAGCAUCCCGCAGGACCACCCGGUCCGGAAGCUCUUCCAGAAGUUCAAGCAGCAGAAGGAGCUCCGCAGCCAGGGAGCCGCCGCCGCCCCCCCGCCGCCCGACCCGGGGGAGAAGAGCCGGCUGCAGGUGGAGCAGCACCACCCGCACCACCAGCACCUGCACCCCAACAGCCUGCAGCUGGGCCCCUGCAGCCUCCAGCACUCGCUGCCCCUCAGCCUGCAGCGGCCCCCCUCCUCCAUGCAGAACGGGGCGCCGCCCAGCAGCAGCGUGCUGACCGUGUCUCAGGUGACGCCCAUGCAGAGCUCGCUGGCCUACAGCCCCCCCGGCGGGGCCCCCGCCAAGCAGAACAACUGCGACAUCAUGGAGCUGCAGCCCAGCUCCAGUGGAGGCGGGGGCGGGGAUGGGGGCGGGGCCGAGCAGACCGUCACGGUCACGGUCAGCGCCUGCCCCGCCCCGCCGAAGCCCGCCAUCAGGGCCAGCGGCUGGAUGCGGCUGAAAAACAACGCGGCGCCGGCGGAGGCCAGGAGGGAGGGGCUUAACAACAACGUCAAGGCCGUCUCCGUGGAGAUGCUCUCGCAGGGGGGCAGGGGUCAGGGGGCGGGAGGGGGCGGGGACGUGGAGGAGGGCGGCGUCUCCGGCAACAAUCCCCUCCGCAAGACGGACUCCUGCGACAGCGGCAUCACCAAGAGCGAGCUGCGGAUCGACCGGGCGGGGGAGGCGCGGACCCCCGCCGCCGUGACCCCGCUCCUCCACGGCCCCGCCCCCCCUCACCCGUUCUGCCCCGUGCCGGAGCAGGCCCUGCAGGCCGCGCUGCACGAGACCCGGCUGGAGCUGCGGGGGGACAUCCAGAGCCUGGGGGGCCGCCUGGGCGCCCUGGAGACUCAGGUGGCGGAAAUCAUCAAGCUGCUCUCGGAGAAGAAGCGGGCGCCCUCGGUGGGGGGGGGGGCGCCGCCGCCGGCCUCCGCCACGCCCAAAACCAAAAUACUACGUCAGGACAUCUUCACCGUUUCUAGGCCUGUUUCUCCGGACUCUGAGAAGGACGACGGGCUCUGAGAGCGCGACCACGGGGUCACGUGACCGGUGCUCGCGCACGCCGUCACCUGGUCUUAACCCCGCCCCCCCACUGGCUCCUUGAACAUUUGCACACAGACUCGUCCCUCCCCUUUUUGGUGAUUGUACAGACCUCUCUCUGCAUGUCCAGCUGGAUUCUGGCCUGCCGAAGAAACAACUACUGAUCGUACUUAUUGAUCGUACUUAUUGAUCGUACCUAUUGAUCGUACCUAUUGAUCGUACUUAUUGCCUGUAUAUUAUGCAGUUGACUGCAUGCAGAAAUCCAGUUCAAAGAGACGUUUUAUUGAGCUACUGUACAUAUGAAUAUUUUCAUGGUGGUUACUAUGGUUACUAUAUACUAUGUGGACAUUCAGGGUUUGCACACCAUGAAGAAGAAGGCAGUGUGCAUGGAUAUUUAUUGAUGGAGAUCCAAUAGAAGGUUGAUACUUAAAUGUGAUCCCUUAAGAAGCGUCCCUUAACACGGAGGGGAAUAUUUCUUGUAUGUUUUAUAUAUAAAUGAUCCGUUCUGCUUCCUAUAAUAAUUUCUAUUUUCGAUGACUUGGCCUCGUGUGUCGCCAGCGGAACCCUGAAAUGAUUAUUUUGUCCGAAUCCUCCUUGUGUCUAUGCAUCGUUACAAUAUAUCGAUUACAUCCGUCUGUUCCAUGUUGGUGAAUGUCCUCUGCAUGAAUCAGGGAUGGACUGAAUGCACCAAUACCGACUUUAGUUUGCAUAGUCCAAGUCCACUCGGCACGGUGACAUGUGACACACAUGUGACGCACAUGUGACCCGCAGGAACCCGCCCACAAACAACCGCUUGAUAUUGUACUUUCUACGAUAGCGUUUUUUGCUAAGUCUGCAUGCUAAGGAGUAGUUUUAUGCUCCGGAGGCGUACACACACACACACACGCACGCACGCACGCACACACACACACACACACACACACACACUGCGUCUCUUGAACCCUGGCGAGACCCCGCUGAGACGUUUUUUCUUCACUAAAGGGAGAUCAGUCGUUUUUUGUUUGAAGUCGAGGUUUGUCAGGUCCUGUUAGAUUCAGGCGCCAAACCCCCCCACACCUCCUCAUCACAUGACACAGACAUGACUAGAUGGAAAUAGGCAGAACCUGGAUGUGGGGGAGCCGUCGGGUGGCAGGAAACGGGCUGAUGUUCUGGGGCUCAUUAGCAUCAACGGUCAGCUGGGUGGAGUCAUGGUAACCAGUGGAGUGAGAUGUUAGCGAAUCAGGAGGGAGGGGCACAGAGAGGCAGCUCGCACCGUCGGACCCCAGAUGUGCUCCUGAUGGGGCUGCUGCAAAGGACCAAAGGCCUACUUUCUGACCUGAUCACAGCAGGAAGUGUAAUCUCUCACAGCGACAUCUUCUUGCAUCCAGGACCGAAGAGGACGGAAAACACUCUCAAGACUUCCCACCAAACUGAAAGAUGAGGAUCAAUAACUCAAAGUGGCUCCAGUUGAAGACUUGUUAAGCCCCCCCCCCCCUCCUCUGUGCCGGUGGCCACUGAGCGGAUCCCCUGCCGGAGUCAGGGGUGAAGUGCCUUGCUCAGGGACGCCUCGGCACCAGUUUAAGGCUGUCGGGAUCUACAGAUCUAUAGAUCUACAGAUCUAUAUCUACAUAUCUAUAGAUCUAUAGAUAUGUGUGACGGUAGAAUCCCAUGCGACGCUAUGCAACAGUGGAAGACUGUGAAGGAGCCGUAGAGUCAGCAGGUGAGCCAGGAUUAACGUGAUGAUGUGUUUUGGUGUGUGUCCAUGUGAGAUGAGAUGAUUCCAGUGACUUACAUCCACCAGCAGAACCUAAUCUGGGAUCUAAAUGUAAAGUCUAUGUUUGCUUUUUAAGUCCAAAGGAGGAUUUAAAAUAGAGUUUCUACGUUCCCUCGUCGGUUCAAGUAGGAGACACAGGACAGGUGUGUGUGUGUGUGUGUGUGUGUGUGUGUGUGUGUGAGGGGGGGGGCUUCCUCCCCACUUUGGGAGUUGUACCGUCAGCGGGUAAAACUUAAUUUGUAUUAAUUUGACAGGAGAAUGAAGGGCGACCUCUUUGAUCUGAGCCCCACACACACACACACACACACACACACACACACACACACACACACACACACACACACACACACACACACACACACACACACACAAACACAGACACACACACACACAAACACAGACACACACACACAGACACACACACACACACACAGACACACACACACAGACACACACACCUUUUAGUGUGGGAUUUUUGGUCUUUGCCACUUGAAUGUCUGCAUCACCGUCUCCUCCCUGACGUGCAGUCAGUGUGCGUCGUUCUGACCUCUCUGCAGACCGGGGGGGUGGGGGGGCUAAUUUAUUCACAAUCAUCCCGCUUACUGCAUCAAAGCCCCCCCCUCCCCCCCCUCGACUGGUUUGACUCUUCUCACAGUGUCUCACAUCUUUCUGCAGCUUUACAGACCGGCUCCGUGAAGGUUUGGCUGCUUUUAAUAAACGGGGCCUUUCAGGUGAAGCUUCUCUCCUUUUUCUACUGGAAUGUUUUUCAAUUUCUACUGUUUUGUUGUUUUGGAAUCGCACACUGACUCAUGUAUUGUUUUACAGUUGCACACCUGAACUGUAGUGUCAGAAUAAUAAA
Messenger RNA from Pungitius pungitius (ninespine stickleback), 5912 nucleotides. RefSeq names its product potassium voltage-gated channel, subfamily H (eag-related), member 5b (gene kcnh5b). The transcript has 13 exons. Bases 130 to 3282 code for a protein of 1050 amino acids. The record is from RefSeq and is a predicted model, not a curated record. Gene Ontology annotation, biological process: regulation of membrane potential; potassium ion transmembrane transport. Gene Ontology annotation, cellular component: plasma membrane. Lineage: Eukaryota; Metazoa; Chordata; Actinopteri; Perciformes; Gasterosteidae. Gene Ontology annotation, molecular function: voltage-gated potassium channel activity.